GGGAUAUGUAGUGCUUGACUUCCGCAGUGCACGCUCCGCCAGCAGGACAUUUUUUCCUGGUUUGGGGGCAAGGUCUCAUGGGAAAGGUCAUGUCUCUCGAGGAAAGGUUAUAAACCCUUUGAUAUGAGGGUUGGGCGAGAAACCGACCCUGUCGCGUUCCGUGUUGGGACCAGGAAUAACCCUGACUUCUGAGCCUGCAUAACCCCAGGAUACUCCAGAAAAUUUGCGGCGCGCCGAGGGAAAACCUUGCUGAAGCUGUAUAUUGGAAUGGGUUUACAGUCAUCGUAAUGGAAGCAAAAUACAUGAAGGAAAAACAGUUCUUUGUAUCCCUGCUUAUUGCACCUGACGACUAGUUGCAGAUGGUUUUGUUUACCUAAGAAAACUUGUGAUGUAAAUGAAAAAAAACACCUGUUUUCCUAGACUCAUUGGUUACAGAUAUGCUUCGUCUAAGAGCUAUUUGUCCAUUCUCCUGGAGAGUGUUUCAAUUUCGACCCAUCAGUUGUGAACCACUAAUUAUUCAGAUGAAUAAGUGUACAGAUGAGGAGCAAAUAUUUGAUUUUAUUGAAAGAAACAAAGCCAUACUUUCAGAAAAGCAAGUGGGAUGUGCAUUUGAUAUGCUUUGGAAGCUUCAAAAGCAGAAGACCAGCCUGUUAAAAAAUGUUGAGUAUGUCAGAGACCAUCCUCAAUUUCUUACUCUUCAUAAUUUAGCUACAAAUAAAUUCAAAUUAAUGAAUGACGAUACCCUGGUGAAUGUGUUACACAUCACACAGCGGUUUGCUGGUGAGUCCCACGACCCACUAGUUGAAGCACUAGUUACAGAAGCAUGGAGAAGGUUAGAAAGGUUUGAUAUUAAACUGCUCUCAGAAUUUUCCUCUUGCCUAGCAGAUCAGCAUUUGUAUUUUAGUCCAUUAAUGGGAAAAAUAGCUGAUAUUGUUCAUAGGAACUUGGAAACCACACAGGACUUAAGUUCCUUGUCUGUCUUGAUGGUCAACAUAUCUUCUUUAAUAUCACGACAUUUUCAACAACAACUGGUGAACAAAACAGAACUUCUUUUUGACACCAUAGAUUCUUCUGAGGUCAAUGUUGCAAUAAGAAUAGCACGGUUUCUUCGAAAUAUUAAAUAUUGUUAUCAACCACUAUUAGAAAAGUGUAAUAACGUAUUUUUAAGUAAUGUGGACCAACUUGAUUUGGAUUCCAUCAGUAAAAUAUUUAGGCUAUACAAGUUUCUACAGUUUAAUAGUUUUGAAUUUAUUAUGAUGGCUAAAAAGAAGCUAACUGAAAUGAUUCCUCUGUGUAAUCAUCCUGCUAGCUUUGUAAAAUUGUUUGUAACAUUGGGACCCAUUGCAGGACCUGAAGAAAAGAAACAACUUAAAUCAACUUUGUUAUUGAUGUCAGAGGACCUAACUGGUGAGCAAGCCCUGGCAGUGUUGAGAGCAAUGGAAGAUAUGGAAAGCAGAAAUUCACAUCUGAUUAAAAGAGUUACUUCAGUUCUGCAUAAACAUUUGGAUAGCUAUAAACCAUUAGAGUUGUUGAAGAUAACUCAAGCACUGACUUUUCUGCAUUUCCAGAGGAAGGAGUUUUCUGCAAAACUUAGAGAAUUACUGCUUAGUUAUUUGAAAAUUAGUUUCAUACCAACUGAGGUGUCCAUUCUGGUCUAUGCUAUUUCCCUACUCCCUUCUCCUCACUUGGACGAAGUGGGGAUAUCCCGAAUUGAAGCUGUUUUACCACAGUGUAACCUAAAUAACCUGAGUAAUUUUGCUACAUCUGUUUUAAGAUGGAUUCAGUAUGAUCACAUGUAUUUGGAUAGUAUUACUGGGAAACAACUGAAACUACUUCAAAAAUUAGAUCACUAUGGUCGUCAGAGACUACAACACAGCAACAGUUUGGAUCUGUUAUGGGAGGAACUUAAAUCUGUCAGAGGAAACACGUUUCCUGAGUCACUUCUUGAAGAAAUGAUUGCUACUUUACAGCAUUUCGUGGAUGAAAUUAAUUACGUAAAUGUUGUGGAGAUUGCAUCUUUUAUUUCUAAUACUGAUUACCUCAGUACUUUGCUACUUGAUAGGAUAGCCUCAGUGGCUGUUCAGCAGAUUGAAAAGAUCCAUCCUUUUACAAUCCUUGCUAUUAUUCUUCCAUUCAGCACUUUGAACUAUGAUCCACCUCAAAGGGAUGAAUUUUUUGGAACUUGCGUGCAACAUCUUAAUUCUUAUUUAGGUAUAUUGGAUCCUCUUAUGUUAGUGUGUCUUGGUUUCUCUUUGGCCACACUUCAAUAUUUUCCAGAAGAUCUGCUAAAGUCAAUUUUUAACAUCGAAUUCUUAGCUAGAUUGGAUUCUCAACUUGAAAUUUUAUCUUCAUCUCUAAGUGCAAGAGUCCAGUUUCAUCUUAUGGAGUUAAAUAGAUCAAUCUGCUUGGAAUGCCCUGAGUUUCAGAUUCCAUGGUUUCAUGACCGCUUCUGUCAACAAUAUAAUAAAGGUAUUGGCGGCAUGAGUGGAGCACAACAGCAGAUUUAUAAAAUGUUAACAGAGGUACUAGGAGGAAUCAAUUGUGUAAAAGCCUCGGUUCUUACGCCUUAUUACCACACAGUAGAUUUUGAGUGUAUCUUGGAUAAAAGAAAAAAACCUCUUCCAUAUGGAAGCCAUAAUAUAGCAUUGGGACAGCUACCAGAAAUGCCCUGGGAAUCAAAUACUGAAAUAGUUGGAUCAAGGCUGCCACCAGGGGCUGAAAGGAUUGCUUUGGAAUUUUUGGAUUCAAAAUCAUUUUGUAGAAAUAUCCCUCACAUGAAAGGAAAAUCUGCUAUGAAAAAACGACAUUUGGAAAUUCUGGGGUAUCGUGUAAUUCAGAUUUCUCAGUUCGAAUGGAACUCUAUGGCACUGUCAACAAAGGAUGCUCGGAUGGACUACCUGAGAGAACGUAUAUUUGGAGAAGUCAAGUCAUGACUGUAGGUUUUAUUUAAAAUGAAUGUUACCAUUUGUCACAUUUGGACUUAUUUUAAUUAAGUGGCCUGUCUCAAUAAAAAAAAUAAUAGGUACAAAUGUCCUAAGGUGGGAACAUACCUGGCAUGUUUCAGAAUAACGAAGGAUCCAGUGUGGCUGGAGCAGAACAAGUGGGGAGUGGGAUGGGAGUAUAUAAGAGAAAAGGUAAGAGAUAACAAAGUCAAAUACAACCUCUUGGCUACUCUGAGUGAGAUGAGAAGCCAUUGGAGGGUUUCAAGCAAGGAAUGGUAUGAACUCACAUUUUAACUGCAUUACUUUGGCUACCUUGUUGAGAUAAGAAAAGACUAUGAUGAGGCAAAUGUGUAAGAAAGAAAACUCUCUAUGAGGUCAUUGCAGUAAUCCAGGCAAGAAUGGAUGGUGACUUGGAGAGCGUGGUAGCAGUGGAGGUAAUGAGAAGUAGUCAGAUUUUUUGGAUAUAUUUUGAAGGUAAAGGCAACAGAAUUUGCUUGCUGAUUGGAUAUAAGGUAUGAGAGAAAUAGGAGUCAAGGAUAAAUCUAAGUUUUUGUCCUAAGCAACUCAGAGGAUGUCAUUAGCAUUAACUAAGAUGGGGGAGUCUACAGGAGGAGCAAGAUGGGGGGCAUGUCAGUGAGGGUUGAUCACAAGUUUGCUUUAGAUAUGUUGAGUUUGUGAUGUCUUUUAAAUGAGAUUAGAGAAGAGUGUGAAUGGAGGAGAGGUCUGAGGACUGAGUUUUCAGGUGCUCCAACAUUAAAAGAUUAAGAGGAAGAGGAGGAAUUAGGAAAGGAGACUGAGCAGGGAUGGCCAAUGAGGUAGGAGGAAGGAAGGUAGUAAUACUUCUAGAAGCCAAGUGGAUAAAGCAUUUCAAGGAGGAGGUGAGUAGUUGUAUCAGAUGCUGCUGAAAGGUCAGGAAAGAUGAGAAAUGGGAAAUGGUUAUUAAAUUUAGCAAUAUGAAAAUCAUUCGUACUUUGAAAAUAGUUGUUUUGAAGUGGCGCAUGUGAAAGCCUGACUGGUUCAAGAGAAAAUGAGAGGAGAUACGUUUUCUCCUAAAUGGAAGCAAAGAAAUGGGGUAGUAGCUGAGUGGACCAAUCUUGACCUGGUGUAAUCCUACACAUGUUGAGGGAAUAAUGGCUUUUCCUUGUCUUACAACACAUUGAUUGAAUAAAAUGGUUACUAAGGGC
Molecule: messenger RNA, 4126 nt
Organism: Piliocolobus tephrosceles (Ugandan red Colobus)
Lineage: Eukaryota; Metazoa; Chordata; Mammalia; Primates; Cercopithecidae
Gene: FASTKD1
Product: FAST kinase domains 1
Exons: 15
Coding region: 438-2933 (831 amino acids)
Biological process (GO): mitochondrial RNA processing; regulation of mitochondrial mRNA stability
Cellular component (GO): mitochondrial matrix; ribonucleoprotein granule
Molecular function (GO): RNA binding
Source: RefSeq, a predicted model, not a curated record